AUGGGUGAAGUACGCCACGUGGGAGAUGAGCCAGAAGGACUUCGCGCGCGCGCGAUCCGUGUGGGAGCGCGCGCUGGAGGUGGACUACAGGUGAGUGUGACUAAAGAUGGGUGGGACUAUAGGUGGAACACGAGCGUAUGGGUUAAAUACGCCACGUGGGAGAUGAGCCAGAAGGAUUUCGCGCGCGCGCGAUUCGUGUGGGAGCGAGCACUGGAGGUGGAUUAUAGAAACGUGUCCGUAUGGCUCAAGUACGCGGACAUGGAGAUGCGCAACCGCUUUGUCAACCAUGCGCGGAACGUGUGGGACCGCGCGGUGUCGCUGCUGCCGCGCAUCGACCAACUCUGGUACAAGUACAUACACAUGGAGGAGAUGCUGGGGAACGUGGCAGGGGCGAGGCAGGUGUUGGAGCGAUGGAUGAAGUGGGAACCCGACCACCACGGCUGGUCCGCCUACAUCAAAUUCCGAUACGGCGAGAUUGCACGCGCCCGGGCCGUGUUCGAGCGCUACACCAUGUGCAUUCCCACGGUGAAAGCGUGGAUCCGUUUCGCAAAAUUCGAGGUGAAGCAAGGGGAGAUUUCGCGCGCCCGGGAGGUGUACGAGCGGGCAGUUGAAAUUCUCGGCGAGGACGGGCAGAACGAGGAACUUUUCGUCGCGUUUGCCGAGUUCGAGGAGCGGAUAUGCAAAGAGAUCGAGCGGGCCAGGGCGAUUUACAAAUACGCCCUCGACCACGUUCCGAAAGCCGAGGCCGAAUCCCUGUAUAAAAAAUUCGUGGUUUUCGAGAAGCAGCAUGGGGACCGGGCAGGGAUAGAGGAUGUGGUGGUGGGGAAGAGGCGGUUUGAGUAUGAGGAGGAGUUGAAGAGGAAUCCGCGGAACUACGACGCGUGGUUUGACUAUGUGCGGUUGGAGGAGAGCGUGGGGGAGGCGGAGCGCGUGCGGGAGGUGAUCAACUACGCUCUGUACGAGGAGCUGGAGGCGGGGGACAUGGAGAGGACGCGGGAGGUGAUCAACUAUGCCCUAUACGAAGAACUCGAAGCGGGGGACAUGGAGAGGACGAGGGAGGUGUACCGGGAGUGCCUGAAGCUGAUCCCACAUGGCAAGUUCUCAUUCGCCAAGAUCUGGCUGCUCGCCGCUCAGUUUGAGAUCCGCCAGAAGCGCCUCUCUGCCGCCCGGCAGAUCCUGGGGCAUGCCAUUGGAGUGGCUCCUAAAGAUAAGAUAUUCAAGGCAUACAUUGAGAUGGAGCUACAGCUAGGCAACAUCGACCGCUGUCGCAUGCUGUACGAGAAGUACCUCCAAUGGCAGCCCGCCAGCUGUCCCGCGUGGGCCAAGUUCGCAGAGCUGGAGCGCAGCCUGGGCGAAACUGAGCGGGCAAGGGCAGUGUAUGAACUGGCUAUCGGGCAGCCGCUGCUGGACACACCUGAGCUGCUGUGGAAGGCGUACAUUGACUUUGAGAUCGCGGAGGGUGAGAGCGAACGCACGAGGCAGCUGUACGAGCGGCUGCUGGAGCGAACCAAGCAUGUCAAGGUGUGGAUGAGCUACGGGCAGUUUGAGGCGCGGGUGGCAGUGGAGGAGGAGAUUAAGGCGGAGGAGGAGGGCAGAGAGGCGGACGAGCUGGUCCUGGCAGAGCAGUCCAAGGACCGGGUCACCAGGGCCAGAGAGGUGUAUGAGCGGGCGUUUGAGCACAUGAGGACAAACGCCGCCGACCAGAAGGAGGAGCGGGUGAUGCUGCUGGAGGCGUGGCGAGAGAUGGAGCGGGCGGCGGGCGUGAACGGCGACCCGGGAUUGGUCGAGAAGAAGAUGCCGCGACGCGUGAAGCGGAAACGGCCAAUCACGACGGAGGAUGGCACUCCUGCUGGGUUCGAGGAGUAUUACGACUACAUCUUUCCUGAUGAAGCGGCUAACCAACCUAAUCUCAAGAUCUUGGAGGCUGCUUAUAAGUGGAAGAGGCAAAAGCUCACUAUGGGGGAUGAGGAGGAAGGUCAGCAGGGAGGUGGAGCAGAGAGGGAUGAAGGGGGAAGUGGAGGUUUGAUAGACAAUAAGGAAGAGGAUGACUAG
Molecule: messenger RNA, 2052 nt
Organism: Closterium sp. Naga37s-1
Lineage: Eukaryota; Viridiplantae; Streptophyta; Zygnematophyceae; Desmidiales; Closteriaceae
Source: the annotation of a GenBank genome assembly